Molecule: messenger RNA, 1641 nt
Organism: Carya illinoinensis
Lineage: Eukaryota; Viridiplantae; Streptophyta; Magnoliopsida; Fagales; Juglandaceae
Exons: 4
Coding region: 423-920 (165 amino acids)
Source: RefSeq, a predicted model, not a curated record
CUGGUAUGCUCGCCGGUUGAGACCUUCUUUGUUUCUCUGUCUCUCUGUAUUCUGUCCUUUCCUUCACGCCUUGAGCCUUAUUUCUUCCCUAACUCAAAACUCAUUGGGGUCUCAUUCAAUACACAGUGGUUCCUAUCUUUGCUUUGAAUCGUUCUCAUCUAAAUUUCGAUACUUUAUCUUGAAUACAAGUUUCUGAGAUUUCUGGGUUUCUCUGAUCUGAUCAGUUGAAACGCCUAUCUGAUCCAGUACGGGAUCAUUGGGUUUUCUCUUCGGUGUUUGGAUACUUUCAAACCGAAAGGAAACCCAUGGAAAAUUAAGCGAUUUAGACUAAUAUUAAAUUUCCUACAGAUGAUACUUUGACAAAGCUAAAGCCUCCAGACAACUAAGCCCUGUGAUAGUAUAUUUAUGAUCACAACCAAACGAUGGAAAUGAUGGGAACUGGGUUGCGCUUUGGGCCUCUGCGCGGUGAGAACCGGUUCUACGUCCCAUCGAAAGGCAGAAAAAAUCAGAAUCAGCAAAAACAAGCUCGAAGAGGAAAAAAGGGUGAUGAGACCGAGAGGCUGGAUUCAUCUCCGACGAGCAAAGGCCCUCCAUAUUCAUUAACAAAGCCUUUGGAGCUUCCUCUAAAGCCUGCUAGUAACCUUGAUAGGUUCUUGGAAUCCACCACGCCUUUGGUCCCGGCCCAGUAUUUCUCCAAGACGACAAUGAGGGGGUUGAGGACUUGUGAUGUUGAGUUUCAACCAUACUUCAUGUUGAAUGAUCUUUGGGAAACAUUUAAGGAACGGAGUGCAUACGGGGUGGGAGUGCCUUUUGUACUUAAUGAGGGUGAUUCUGUUGUUCAAUAUUAUGUACCAUAUUUAUCUGGCAUACAAUUGUAUGUCGAGCCUGCUACAGGGUCAAAUGCUAAGCCAAGUCUCUGAGAGUAUCCUUUUUGCCUGGGUUUCUGUUUCUGAAAGAGGGAUUAUAAUGACUGAGCUCCUUGAUGGUUUAUACUCUUCUAAACGUGCUGGUUGAUCUUUUGAGGAUAUUGCCUUGUAUCUUAUGGUUAGCCCCACUGACUUCUUUAGAGGAAACUUGGUGGAGGAUUUGAACUUUGGCUGUCUGGAAUAAUAUGACUUGGCUUAUAUGAGAAAAUCUUUGCCUUCAGUUUUUGCAGCGUGGGAUUGAGAGCAUUGUAAGGUGGGCCAGUUUUCCAUCUGAUUUCCCGUUGCUGAUUGAGAGAGGGCUGACUUAAAUCAUUUCUUGGGCCGGUUGAGAUGAUAGGCUUUUUCCCAGUCUGAUUUAUUUCUUCAGGCGGCAAUUCCUUUGAACUUUGAAGAGAGACUUCAUUCGGUAUGGCCCAAGAGGGGCUUAAGCCCGAAACAGCUUCUUGUAAUUGCGUCCAUCGAGAUGGCCACGAUUCCGGAUUAAGUACUGAGUAAGAAGGUAUUUUCUGCAGCCGUAUCCGUUUAUUGUAAUGAAUAUCCCGAUUUUCCAUAUGUGAGAUUUGAUAAUUGACUGGUUGGAAGGCAUUAGGUGGAUAGGAUUUAUUGCCCAUAUUUAAUAUUCUACUUCCCGAAGUGGGUGAGGCAUUAAAGGCUAAUACUUUACUGUACUCAACAGUACUGACUCUUUGAAAAAGAGAGACUUGUUCUAAGCUGA